This is a messenger RNA of Carassius gibelio (silver crucian carp), 3323 nucleotides long. It is a transcript of the gene calcoco1b, whose product is annotated as calcium binding and coiled-coil domain 1b. NCBI's taxonomy places the organism in Eukaryota, Metazoa, Chordata, Actinopteri, Cypriniformes, Cyprinidae. The transcript is spliced from 14 exons. Bases 151 to 1818 code for a protein of 555 amino acids. The record is from RefSeq and is a predicted model, not a curated record.
CAACUUAAGUCUCAUCAAGAUCAUAGGCACUCAUACAAGGACCUGGAAGCCCUCAGGUGAUCUGAUUCUUCGAUAAACCUAAUUUUGUAUUAAGUGUUUGACGGAUUUCUUUGUCAGUGCAGUCAUAUGACCUGAUUUAUAACCAUUGUUAUGGAGGAAAAGAGAACUGUGACUUUCCGAGAUGUUUCCAAGAGCUAUUUCUCACAGUCAAGGGUGGAUUGUCGCUACACUAUAAGCAGUCAUCACAGCUGGAGCAGUUAUGACUGGAUAGGUAUUUUUAAGGUGGGAUGGCUGACAGUGAAUGAUUACUACACUUUUGCUUGGGCUCUAGCACCAGAAGGGUACCAAACAGGAACAGAUGCAAACUGUUGUGUGGCUUUUCAUUCAUCUUAUCUGCCAAAACCUGGUAGGGAGGCAUAUCAGUUUGCUUAUGUGGAUGAACGUGACGAGAUAUGUGCAGUCAGUUCUCAGUUUACUUUUUGUGCUCCAAAACCUCUGGAUGAACUUGUUACACUAGAGCAGGACAAAAAUGGCGAUGAAGAGGUGGGGGGAGAUGACCUGCUGGUGGUGGUGCCAAAGGCUCUGAUCCUGCAGGAUCUCUUAGAAGGAUGUCAACGUGAGUUACAUGAUCUGCGUAAGAGGUUUGAGUCUACUGAUGCUGAGGCCGAGACAGAAAGGGAAAGAUGGAAAGCUGAAAAACAUGAGCUUGAAAGAGUAAAACAUGAAAUGAAGAGUCAGAUUGAUGAGCUUAAAAGCAACCUGAGGCAAAGUACUGAAAUAAUUGAGGAACUCCAGCAAAAACAAAAGGAUGUGCAAAGCACUCAUGAAAACAUAGCUGCUGAAUGUAGUGGGCUGCUAGCAGAGAGAGAUGAAAAUCAUCAGCAAAUCAAAGAACUCCAACAGGAUGCUGCCACUCUGUCUCAACAAAAACAAGACAUAGAGGCCGAGCUUGAGAGAAUGAAGGAAAGAGUUAAAAAGAUGACCACACAAAGGGGAGAUGAAGAAAAGGAGAAGAAAUACUUGCAGAUAGAGAAUGAGCAGGCACAUGCUGAGCUGCGGACCUUGCAGGAGCGCCUGGAGGCUAGUGAACGUAGCACUGAGGCCCUUCGCAGGGACCUGAGUGAACUGGGCUCCUUGCAGAGUCACAGUCAUGCAGAGCUGCAUCAGGUCAGACUUCAGUCUGCACAGAUGAGUUUACAACUGUCCCAGGCCAACCUGUCACUGCGUGAGGGGCAAGCCACCUGGGCCCAGGAGAGGGACACUUUAAGACAAAGUGCAGAGUUGGAUAAGGAUCGUAUUCAGAAACUGAGCCGUGAGCUUCAGAAGAAGGAAGAGUGGCUCCAUGAGGAGAGAACCGAGCGAGAAAAACUGGAAGUAGAGCUGGGGAACGAGAAGGACUGUAACCGGGAACUGAGAGCCAGUUUGAGAGCCCUGCAGAAGGAACAAGAGCAGCAUCAGCUGGAGAAAGAGGAGCUCUUAGAUCAUAUCCAUGUGCUGGAGCUGAGACUAGACACAGAGACAGAUGCUAAGUGGGCUGAGGCUGCAGCUACUCCAACAUCUAGCAUUGAUAGCCCUCCAUCAGUUGAAGAAAAUCCACUGCAAGAUUCUUUUUCUGAACAUACUUUAUGUGUGCCAGAUCAUGAACAAUCCAGCUUUCAUGUGUCAGCAGAGCAAAGCCAAAAGGAUAAUGAAAUCAAUAUGAGGCAAGAGGACCUAGAAGUGGAGCCAUGUUCCAGUGUCAUUGCUGACAAAACUUUACUGCUUUCUGAACAUAACAACAGUGUAUUCAGUGUUCUUGCUGACGCCCCCAUGUGGUGAACCAGACGUGGAAUAGAAAUGAAUGUGUGUGCAGCCUGUUUACAUCAGAGCAUGGUCAUAUGCUCCUGAUCAGUGUGAAAUAUCAAAACAGUUUUCCAAGAUGGCUUAUUUUAUAGCCAGUGUGUAAUCUUAUAUAUGUGACGCUGGAGCACCAAAUGAGUCUUAAGUCGCUGGGGUAUAGUUGUAGCAAUAGCCAAAAAUAUAUUGUAUGGGUCAAAAUUAUCGAUUUUUCUUUUAUGCCAAAAAAUCAUUAGGACAUCAAGUAAAGAUCAUGUUCCAUUAAGAUAUUUUGUAAAUGUUCUACUAUUGUAAAUAUAUUGAUAUUUGAUAUUGUAAAUACAUCAAAACAUAAUUUUUGAUUAGUAAUAUGCAUUGCUAAGAACUUCAUUUGGACAAUGUUGAAGUCGAUUUUCUCAAUAUUUAGAUUUUUUUAUAACACUCCCAGACUCCAGAUAUUCAAAUAGUUGUAUCUCAGCCAAAUAUUGUCCUAUCCUAACAAACCAUACAUUCAUGAAAAAGGUAUUAGAUGAUGUAUAAAACAUUUUUUUUUUUUUUUUUAAAUGGACCCUUAUGACUGGUUUUGUGAUCCAGAGUCACAUAUAUUAGAAGUGUAGGUGUGGGUGUUCCAGUAGUGUGAAUUAGUUUGUUGUGUUGGUAUGAAUUUCCAGUAUGGUAAUAUACAGGAACUUUAGGUAUGUUUUCUAGAUAUUCCAUUUAUAGCACAUACAUACAUACAUAAAGGCAGUGGUUUGGUUUAUACUUUGUUUUAAGGUGUUUUGUUACAGUGUAAUUAUACAUUUUAAUACUGAGUAAUAAUAAUUAACUAAACAUACUUACUUUAUGGUUAGGGUUAGUAUCAGGGUUUGGUUUAGGGUUACUUGCAUGUAACUAUGCAUAAUUUACAUGUAUUAUAAUAGUAGGUACAUGUAAAGUUUAACAAGGACACCUUAAAAUAAAAUUUUCCUGUGGAUUGUUAUAUUUUAGAUGUAAUAUGAAUAAGUCAAAUGAGCUGCAAUUUUAACCAAUGAGAUUAUGAGAUUACAUUAAAGAAUGCUAUUUUUUGUUUAGAUAGGUGUGCUGGGUAUGGUUGCCUGUUCGUUAUCACUUAACCAUGACGUAAGUGAUUCAGGUGCUAAGUUUCCCUUUUACUGUAGUGUUUUAAUUGUUAUGUUAUUUCACGUCACAAUUUUAUCACUAUUUGUUCUGUUCUUAGUUUGUGGUGCUGUUAUGUUAUCCAUUCUUGAUAUAAAGUGUAAGUGGUCCUUCAGCCUGGACGGUUUGACAUUAAGUUCCUGUGGCUCAGGGGUAGAGCAUUGUGUUAGCAACACAAAAGGUUGUGGGUUCAGUUCCCAGGGAACACACAUACUGCACUGUAAGUCGCUUUGGAUAGAAGUGUUUGCUAAAUGCAUAAAUGUAAAGUCUUAAAAUAGUACCUUGUUGUACUGCCUUCUCUAAACUUUUAACCAUUAAAUAAAAAAAGCAGAGUGAUGGCCCUAACUUUGUAA